UCAAUAUUACGACGACAUAUCUCACUCCGAGGUUUCUUGGGCCUCGUAAAUAGCAACAAUUGAGCCAUCAACUACCUAGCCCGGCCACGUAUCUGGGCAACGACAUAUACUGAAACACCUAUCCUCAACAUCUUCAUCGACGAACUAUCCACUUACAAAAUCACAUAUUAGCAACUAUGGCGGGCCAACGUACGCCUGCGGGCGAGUAUGGCGAGGAAUGGGCCCGAGACCUUCGGGUCCAAUUCGAAGGCUUGUUGCGUGACAAGCGUAUGAAUGAUCUCCGUGCCUCAUCGCGACAAGGCUCUCCGAGCUUGGGAGAGCAGUCUCCCCGUAUGCGAAGCUCUCCGUUCCCCAGCGAUAGCCGACCCUCGACAUCCCAAGGACCUGGUCUUCCCUCUUACUCCGCCCUGCGACAUCUCCCCAAGAUCCCUACACCUCCCGCCGCGGGUGAUCGCGAUUCUCAAAAAUUCAGAAACCUCCUCAUCAGCUUAUCGUUAACACCAACCAAAUAUGAGAACCCCGGUCUGUUGGACGAGGCAUUGCAAACCAUCCCAUUAGAUCGUAUCUAUGGCGAGGCUGAGGAAGAGACUCAGGUCUUACAAGCUCAGGCUGAGAGUAUGGGUGAUGGACGACGACCCGAAUGGGGUUACCAAGACUGUGUCAUCCGGGCAUUAUUAAGAUGGUUUAAGCGAUCGUUCUUUAGCUGGGUCAAUAACCCACCCUGCCCCGUCUGCUUAUCUCCCACCAUCGCCCGAGGCAUGACUGCUCCUUCACCUGAAGAGAGUGCUUGCGGCGCCCUCCGUGUCGAACUGUAUCAAUGCUCUGCUCAACAUUGCGGUGCUUUCGAGCGCUUCCCUCGUUACGGUGAUGUCUGGCGGUUAUUACAAACCCGACGAGGACGUGUUGGCGAAUGGGCCAACUGCUUUAGCAUGCUUUGCCGAGCUGUUGGAGGCCGUGUUCGCUGGGUCUGGAACGCUGAGGACCAUGUUUGGACUGAGGUGUAUUCAGACCACCAAAAGCGAUGGGUUCAUGUGGAUGCUUGUGAGGAAGCAUGGGAUAACCCUCGCCUCUAUGCUGAGGGUUGGGGCAAGAAGAUGUCCUACUGCAUUGCAUUCUCCAUUGAUGGCGCUACUGAUGUCACUCGACGAUACGUGCGCAAGAACCAGCAUGCUGCUGAGCGUAACCGAUGCCCUGAAGAGGUUCUUCUCUAUGUUAUGCAAGAGAUUAAGAACAUGCGCCGAUCCAACAUGAACAAGGACGAGCGAUUCCGAUUGGAGAAGGAAGACAGCCGGGAAGACAACGAACUCCGAGGCUACGUUGUGGCCUCAAUUGCACAGGCCGUAACUGACUUGGUUCCUGGAUCCCCUGGCGGAUCAAACCACACUGGCGCAAGCGGAAGCGAUACCAAGUUGCCUGCUGAGCAACCUGGUCGACAAACUGGCUCUACAGAAUGGUUGACUGCCCAGCAGCAACAAUCUGGUCGAUAUCAACAGCCUCGCGAUCCCAGCCACCGACGCCCAUUGCCUUGAAAGCCGCGCGCAUGUAUCUUGCGACACUUUCAUAGGCAUCGCGUCGGAGUUGCGUGAACGUUGACGCUUCUUGAUGACAAUCAUAGCCAUAUCAUAUCACCACCCGGGCUAAACACAAUAAUACCCGCGCCCGUGGUUUAGUACGAUGAACAACCGAUACCUCGAUGACAGUACCACGGCCCUCAACCAUAC
Molecule: messenger RNA, 1721 nt
Organism: Fusarium oxysporum Fo47
Lineage: Eukaryota; Fungi; Ascomycota; Sordariomycetes; Hypocreales; Nectriaceae
Product: peptide-N4-(N-acetyl-beta-glucosaminyl)asparagine amidase
Exons: 2
Coding region: 177-1529 (450 amino acids)
Biological process (GO): protein quality control for misfolded or incompletely synthesized proteins; glycoprotein catabolic process; protein deglycosylation
Cellular component (GO): nucleus; cytosol
Molecular function (GO): peptide-N4-(N-acetyl-beta-glucosaminyl)asparagine amidase activity
Source: RefSeq, a predicted model, not a curated record